Dovyalis caffra is the source of this 1002-nucleotide messenger RNA. The record is from the annotation of a GenBank genome assembly. Lineage: Eukaryota; Viridiplantae; Streptophyta; Magnoliopsida; Malpighiales; Salicaceae.
AUGCAAGGAAUCAGAAUUAUAAGAUGUAGCCUAUCGAGAUUUUUAAUUAUUGCUCGAAUCCAUUUGAGUUUAUCACCCUUUGAACCAGCCCACUUUGCAAAUCCAACCGUUGAGAGACCAUUGAGUUCUAAAUUUUCAAUUGGUUUCUCUUCUUUCUCUACUUCAAGUCAUGAAACCCCUACCACGCCGAAGAAUCUCAAAGAGCCAGAAGAAUGUUGUAGUGAUAAUGACGAUAAUGACAGUGAUAUGGACAAGGAUGAUGAUGAUGAUGUUGAUGUUAGAGGAUUGAAUUUAAGCGAUGAUGGUCUUAUUCAGGAUGCGAAAACCAUUGUGAAUAUGUUGCAAGAAUCGAGUGACAAUCGUGUGGAAAUGAAAAACAAGAUUGAGCAAUGUGGGGUUAAGGUCUCACAAGAGUUGGUCUUGGAGGUACUUUCUAGGGUACGAAAUGAUUGGGAGGCGGCGUUUACUUUCUUCUUGUGGGCUGGUAGGCAGCCGGGUUAUGCUCAUUCUGUACGUGAAUAUCAUUCCAUGAUUUCUAUUCUUGGUAAAAUGAGAAAGUUUGAUACAGCUUGGGCGUUGAUUGAUGAGAUGAGGGGAGUUAAGACUGGUGUAUCUCUUGUGACUCCACAGACUUUGUUGAUCAUGAUUAGGAAAUACUGUGCAGUGCAUGAUGUUGGUCGGGCUAUAAACACUUUUUAUGCGUAUAAAAAGUUUAAAUUUGAUAAGGGGAUUGAGGACUUUCAGAGUCUUUUAUCUGCUCUUUGUCGGUACAAGAAUGUGCAAGAUGCUGAGCACUUGAUGUAUUGCAAUAAAGCUGUAUUUCCGCCUAAUACAAAGAGUUUUAACAUCGUGCUGAAUGGUUGGUGUAAUUUGAUUGGUAGUCCUCGUGAAGCAGAGCGGGUAUGGAGGGAGAUGAGCAAGAGGGGGUUCGAUAUGAUGUUGUGUCAUAUGCAAGUAUGCUGUCUUGCUAUUCGAAGGCAGGUAGUCUUUAUAGAGUUCUGA